UAAUUGCACUGGAUAGUUGGGCAGCACUCACAAACAUUAAAUCUGUGAAAUCAAGAGAAAAAAAAUCAAAUUAAAAAUUAAAAAUAUUUUUCAUAUGAAAUUCAUCAUUUAGUUUACAGUAUGCACAAUAAGGGUGUGACGGUUUGCUUUAUUUGGGUUCCUGCCCAUGUAGGAGUAGAAGGAAACGAGGAUGCUGACAUGCUGGCCAAACAAUCACUUAGAUUGCAAACAGUAAACAUUAAAAUCCUGUUAGGUAAAGCAGAAGGCAAAACAAUCAUAAAAGGUCAAAUGCCAAAUAUAUGGCAAAAAGACUGCAACAUAAAUGACACAGGAAGACAUUUUUAUAGCAUCCAGAAUCAUGUGGGUUUGGGAAGGAAGAUGGGCAGGAACCGCAAAGAAGAGGCAGUCAUUACUCAUCUCCGGAUAGGACAUGCAUCAGACUACAUCAGACAUUACACAAAAUAGGUAAACAUCCAACAGGUAGAUGUGGACAUUCAGAAUCGGUUCAGCAUGUGGUGUUACAAUGUAGGAGAUAUGAGGAAGAAAGAAAAGCUCUAAGAGCAGCAUUAAAGAAGGAUAAGCUAACAUUCAAUGUUAGGAACCUACUGAGAGAAACGUCAGGGAGAAUGUUUAUUCAUCUAAUCACAUAUCUCAAAAACACAGGGUUGAUAAAUACAAUUUAGUUCCUUUUUUUUAAAAAUUAUUUUCCUGCCAAUCUAAUGCUCCACACUCCAGUCCGGUAGGUUGCGGUAAUGCAUCGGAAAGCCAACCGCCAAUCAAAUCAAAAGAAGAACAACAUGAAGAAGAAGAAGAAGCAGAAGAAGAAGAAGAAGAAGAAGAAUCGCAUGAAUACAGACCCCGCCCCCCUAUUAUACACGUCUGUCUCCGUUGUUCCCAGAAACAGUCGAAGCUUGCUGCUGCGUCUCAGAUAGCACUGUCCCAUUGUCUUCCUGUCAGUCUUCAGGACACAGCCCACAUCUUCUUCCUGAGGCCGAGUGUCGAUCGCCGGCUGAGACCAUGUCGACCGCCGAGGACUUCCACUCUCAGGUCGCCUCCAUCAUGGAGGUGCUGGCUAACGCGGCUGUAGCAGAGAUCUGUAAAGUUGUUGAUAACGGAUACUCGGUGGUUCAUCUGGAAAUGUCCCGGAGUCGGAAGGAGAACGAGUUCCUGCGGAGGAAGAUCAAACUGCUUGAACUGCAGGUCGCCCGGUACCGAGCUGAGAGAGUGAAGGGAGCGGAGCGCUCCGUGAGCAGCCGCUUCCCCGGAGUUUGCCUCCUCAACCGGCAGAACAAGGACUCACUGGCCGGCCCCUCUGUGCAUGGCAGGACCAGGUUUCUGAACCGAGGUCCAGGGUCUCAGCAGUGUGUUCAGAAGAGCCAGCCUAUCAACCUGGACCAAGAUCCUGACCAGGAGGUUGUCACCACCACCAAAACUGAGUCAACAGAGCGUGAGGAGGAGAGGGAGCUAAUGAUCAUCAAGGUGGAGGGAGCAGUGGAGACCACCAUCAUGAACCAUGAGGCAACGCUAGAUGCCUGCAUCGGCACUGAGGGAGAUGCCAACACAGAGACCUUCCUCCCUGCUGCCACGAAGGACGAAAUGGAGGGCCAGGGACAUCUGAAAAACCUGAGCAUCCCUCAGAGCCAGGAGGAAAAGACUGAUCAAGUCCAAGGUGACCCUCCAGAGAAACACAGACCCCCCCAGACCCUGCUGCACUGCCAGGAGAACAGUGAGUCUGAGGACAUGGAGCCACCAUCUUGGUUGGCGGACCCUGAAACGGUGAUUCAGCCCCUGAUCCAGCUGCCAAAAAGAAACCAGAGACGCCAGGUGAAAGUGGUAAUCCACCCAGUCACAAAGGAAACAACUGGAGCGUCUCGGGUUGGCACGGGCUGAGUCCCAGGCCCACCCUCUGGUCCCCCCCUCCGACCCUCCCUUUUCACCCAACAGUUUUCACCAAGAGCAACCACAGAUUAUCAGUAAUGUUGCUCUACCUUGCAGUAACACCAUUUCAUCCUCUCCAUCCACAGAAAACACCACACCACAUCAACAGCAGAGGGAGCCAGAGCUGUCUGCCACAGAGCCCUGUGAAAGAGAAAUAACCACUGAGGUGGAUAAUGACACGAUGAUGUCGGCUGAAAAGAGGAAAAGCAACAAGCUGAUUUCUUCCUCAACGUCUGAAUUAUCCACCUCAAACUCUAACAGGGCUUCUGUGGCUCCACCUGGCUCCCCAGGGCGCCCGGAACCACAUACACACCCACGUACAUUUAGAAAACUACAGGAAUGGUCGUUGGAGGUACAGAAGGAGACCCUUAUCAUAGGGGACUCCAACCUGUCACGCAUCCCACGCUUCACUAAUCCAAACAUUCAGAUUGACAGCUAUCCUGGAGCCACAUUUCAUCACAUAAAUGCAAUAUUAAAGAAACUCACACUUCAUCAUAAUACCAAACACAUAGUAAUAUCUGCAGGACUUAACAACUGCCUACAAGAACAGGAAGCCACAACCACCUGGAAAGAACUGCAACAACUAUCGAAAACCAGCCACAACAUCUUUCCAAACGCAUGUAAUAAAGUUUUCCCACAGGUUGGAGUCCAAAAAACAGGAACUUCUCACCAAACUGAACAGUAUUACGUAUAACCAAUAAAUGCACCUUCCUUUCAGAAAUAAACCCGCUUCCUUUCCAGACCUGUCCCAAAGACCUCAUUCACUGGACGAAGGACACAGCCACACUCAUCUUCAAUUACUGGUCACAACAAUUAAACUGGUAACGGGGGGUCAUUGUUUCAACACAGCCCCCCUCAGCUCUAACAUUACUAACCUCUGUUCUACACUCUCCUUAACAGCCGCACAGCUGGAGAUACUGGAAAAGGGACUCACAUUCAUACACCCAAACCUCCAACCCGGCCGGAGCUCAGGGGGGACCUCCAUGUCUUCCAUAGGAGGCUGAAACUCCUGGAUCAUUUUCACGGGGCACAGAGGUGUGAACCUGUAGGUUUCACUGGACCGUCCUUCUGGGAACCUCACAUAGAUAAUAUUUCACCCCAAAUCCAACAGUUAAUAGAUAAAAACACACAAACAUUCAGGAAAUGGCGCCCCCUCCCACAUAGACAGCAGAACAUAACCCAACAACAAAAACAAAUAAUUAAAUCACUAGGCAAUAACAAUCACAUAAUCAUCAAACCAGCAAACAAAGGGGGACAAAUAGUUCUACAGGAUAAGAACAAGUAUACAUUAUAAGUACUUAGACAAACAAUACCAUUUAUUACAAACCACUUUCACAUUCAUUACAAUUAGAAACACAAAUAUUAAUCAGGAACAUCACAGACACUCUAUACCAUAAAAAAUAUAUUAAUGCAAAACAGAAAAAAUACUUGGACGGUCCAGAUGAGCCCAGGCCCCGUCUCUUCUAUCUUCUCCCGAAGAUCCAUAAGCCUCCUCAGACGUGGACGGUCCCUGCUGUUGUUCCGGUCGGCCGCCCUUUUGUCAGCGACUGCGGAUCAGAAUCAUAUAGAAUAACGGAAUAGAUAGACCAUUUCAUCAACCCACUCUCAAAAUCCACCCUAGUUAUAUAAAAGACACAUAUGAAUUUGUUAAUAAAAUAAAAAACCUGCAGGUACCCAGCCGCACUCUCCUUUUUUCCAUACACAUAGAUUCACUAUACACUAACAUAGAAACUCCACUCGGCCUUGCUGCCAUUCAGAAUAUUUUCAAUAAACCCCCAUAGAAUUCCUGAAUACACGGGUCUUCUUCUGUGACUCUGACGACCAUAGCAAAAAUCUAGCUACUAAAGUAUAUUUCAAGGACACGGAUCGCCAUGCAUUAGUCAAGCUUCCACCCUAAUCACACGUACAGGGGUCUGAUAAAGUCCCAGCUGAUACGCUUCCACAGAAUCCGCACCUUCCCGGAGCAUGUGGAGGAGUCCACCCGAACCCUUUAUGGUGCGCUGAGGCUCAGGGGCUUCUCGAGGCGCUUCCUUGGGAGCAUCAAAGCGGAGGUCAACGGCACCUUCACCCAAAAUUACAACAUCAUAACGCAGCCGUCCAGCCUGUCCCUCGUCCCUAUGGUCAUCACAUACUCUGACGGUAACACAAAGUUUUUAAGAACUUUAAAGACAAACUUUCAGGGGGCGAGGGAGGGCUGUAGAAGAGUGCCGUCUGAUCUCCGCUUACCGACGUAAUCAUUUUUUUUAUUAUAUAUUUUAACUCACACGGCUUUUAAUAACAAAGCAAAUUGCAAUAAGGAAGCGCUUCUAGAAUCGGAAAUUGAUUUUAUCCGUCUCCCCUACAUUUUUAACCCACAGGCAAAAACAGGCAUUAAACUGUGGCGGGCCUUAAAACCUGAAACAAGAAAUGCUCUAUAUGCAAUCAGAUGCAGGGCCUGCCAUAUUUUAUACAUCGGGGAGACGGGUAACGAGUUAAACAUGAGAAUAAAACCACACAUAUAUAAAAUGAAUAGUGGGAACGGCACGAGUGCGGAGACGAAAAGGAUCCACUUAUCAAAAACAAUAGACCCCACAGGUUUAAAUGAAAAAUGUUAGUGGAACCAUUCCCAUUUUUCAAUCCAUAUUUUAGUAAAAACUUUUUUUACUAACCUCCUGAACUGUUUAUGAUCUCAUCUCUCCCUACAGGUUCUUUUAUGAGGAAAUUCUUCAUGCAGUGCGGUGGACCUUGUUUUAUUGAUCUUAAUCACCCCCCAUUCUAUUUUAUACAUUUUAUAUACCCCUCUCCUGUGACCCCUCUUGUAUAUAUAACACCGGUUGAUGUUUUUUACUAACUUUUAAUUUUCAUGUUUAUUUAUCUUGUAAAUACUUUUAUUUAUGUGUGGACUUAUUUAAUUAUUAUUUGUCAAUUUAAAUGAUUUAUAGUUUUAACGAACGGCUGGUACCGUUCAAGUUUUAAUUUAUUGCAUGCCCUAACUUUUAAGCACUUUUUAUCCACAUGGAGAGGAAUAAUGUAAUUUUAAUAGAUUGAAAGAAAUAAGAAGUGGGAUAUAGGAGCCGCCUGCAUUUUUUAACUUCCUUUAAAAAUAUAGGAACCCUCAAAAAUGUAAAACUAUACAAAAAACAUAAAAAUUAGGGAACUUAUGUUUUAUGACAAUUUUUUCAAUUUAACUUUUAACCCAUAAUUUAAUAAUCUAUUUACCUAUUAAUAUCUUUAAAUUUUUCUUUUAAAUAUCUAAAUAAUUUUUAUUUAUUACAUACAGA
Messenger RNA from Seriola aureovittata, 5198 nucleotides. RefSeq names its product zinc finger and BTB domain-containing protein 14-like. The transcript has 5 exons. Lineage: Eukaryota; Metazoa; Chordata; Actinopteri; Carangiformes; Carangidae. Gene Ontology annotation, molecular function: DNA-binding transcription factor activity, RNA polymerase II-specific; RNA polymerase II cis-regulatory region sequence-specific DNA binding. Gene Ontology annotation, biological process: regulation of transcription by RNA polymerase II; central nervous system development. Gene Ontology annotation, cellular component: nucleus. The record is from RefSeq and is a predicted model, not a curated record. Bases 1018 to 1890 code for a protein of 290 amino acids.